Molecule: messenger RNA, 1116 nt
Organism: Monosiga brevicollis MX1
Lineage: Eukaryota; Choanoflagellata; Craspedida; Salpingoecidae
Exons: 8
Coding region: 1-1116 (371 amino acids)
Source: RefSeq, a predicted model, not a curated record
AUGGCUGGGUGGGGCACACUCGGCAUGGGUCGGGCUGCUUUGGCGGGGCUGCAGAGGUGUCGGGCCGUGAGGACCCGCUUGCCGCGCCGCUGGGCAUCACAAAUUGUCGCCCUCUCCCAAUUUGACACUGUGGAGAUUCGCUCAGCCCUUCCCGUUGUGGUCCGAGGCCUCAACCCCUUGGCCAUGGACACGGCCCAUCUCGAUGAACGUGAUCAAUUGGGCCUCAUGUUGAGCCAGCAGCCCCGCGACAACUUUGAGCUGACAGACGAUGCGCCAGAAAUGCAAGCAACCGUUGAAACUGCGAAUGACCGCGUGUGCAUCACCAUUCCUUCCGAGUUUGGUCAAGCCGACGCCAGCCUGGGCCUCCACGUCUGGCUCCCCUUUUCCUGCAACAUUGACGUUCAGACUGAAGGCUCUGCCGGGGUCGAGCUUCAUGGCCUCGAAGGAGGGAGAAUUGCCGUGCGCACCGUUGCCGGCUCGUGCCACUUGGCUGGCGUGAAGGCACCCUCCUAUGCCAUCACCUCCGAUUCGGGAGACGUGACUAGCUCCGUCCUGCAGGGAGACAUUGAUGUCACCCUCCAGUCGGGUAACCUCACUCUCAAGCGGCUCAUGGCGCUCGAGAGCACGCUGCGUUUGCAUGCCGGCAACUGCAAAGUGGAGGCUCUCUACGGCACCGUGCGUAUGGAGCUGGGUGGGAACAACGCCGUCCACGUCGGAGACUGUCACGGCAACUGCUUUAUCCACGGGUCCACGGCCUCUGUCUUUCUCGGUACCGUUGAUGGCCAUGCCGAUGUGGAAUUGGAAGCUGGCGACGUUGAUGCCUACCUACUCCGUGUGGAUGCCGCGCGCUUUGUCAACCACCAGGGCAAAGUCCAACUGCGGCUCUCCCCUGAUCUCAGCGCCACGCUGCGCGUACCAGCCACCUCCAACUUGCAUCUGACCGACGAGUUUGGUGCCUUGCCUCCUUCUGAACCACAACCAGCUAACCCUGACGCAACCGAGCUCAACGUGAAAGUCAACGCGGGCGAGGUCGAGGUGCCGGUCCACGCUCCCGAAGUGACCCUUGGCAUUCAAUCGUACAUCAGCGCCAUGUGGGGAAAACGUCGUGGGGCGUGA